Cutaneotrichosporon cavernicola is the source of this 1950-nucleotide messenger RNA. RefSeq lists its product as uncharacterized. Lineage: Eukaryota; Fungi; Basidiomycota; Tremellomycetes; Trichosporonales; Trichosporonaceae. Bases 1 to 1950 code for a protein of 649 amino acids. The record is from RefSeq and is a predicted model, not a curated record. The transcript has a single exon. Gene Ontology annotation, biological process: carbohydrate metabolic process; chitin catabolic process. Gene Ontology annotation, molecular function: chitin binding; chitinase activity. Gene Ontology annotation, cellular component: extracellular region.
AUGCUCCUCACUCUCGCCCUGGUAUCGCUGCUGGCCAGCGCGGCCGCCCACGACCCCAACCGCCGCUCCCCAGCAGGGAUAGGCGGCGCCCACUAUGCCCAGGCGCAGAAGGUCGCUGGUGGGCAUGCCUAUGUGGUGGCGAAGCGCGACCCAGCAGGUAUCGGCGGCGCCCAUUAUGCCCAGGCCCAAAAGGUCGCGGGGGGAAACGCCUAUGUCGUUGGUCGCGACAAUUACCAGCGCGACACGGCUGGGCGCAUCAUGUACGACGAACGUGGGAUACCCAUCACGGCUACCACCACUGUCGUUGUGCCCAUGACGACGACCGAGGUUGUUUGGGUCGAUGCUACGUCGACGCCGUCGCCAUCCCCCACGUUAACGCCGUCGGAUAGCCAGUCGCCAUCGCCAUCGCCAUCGCCAUCGCCAUCGGAUAGCCAGUCGCCAUCGCCAUCGCCAUCGCCGUCAGCCACGAUAAGCUCUGAGAGCCUGUCACUGCCGUUCACCGCCAAUACACACAUCGCGCUUCCUUCCCAGUUCUCCGAGUCUUCGUCGUCUGGUACGACGUCGGCUUCGGAUACCGAGUCGUCAACCGGGUCGCCCUCUCCCUCUCCCUCCGAGUCGCCAUCGCCCUCCGAGUCACCCUCUCCCUCUCCCUCCGAGUCACCAUCCCCCUCUCCCUCCGAGUCACCUUCGCCCUCUCCAUCAUCGGACCCGUCCCCAUCCCCCUCGGGGUCCCCGUCCGAGUCCUCGCCCUCUGUCUCUCCCACGACUUCUUCGUCAGUAGCUCCCUCGCCCUCCGCCACGGCUCCCGGCAAUGGCAACCAGGGCCUCAACCGCCGCCUCAUGAACGGCUACUGGGCCGACUGGACGGCGAGCGUUCUCCCACCCGAGUCGAUCGACUGGAACCGCUUCGACGUGAUCAACUACGCCUUUGCCAUCCCGACCUUUGACGGCCGCUUACAGUUUGACCAGGACAACAGUGUGAGCUUACUCCGCCGCCUCGUCGCCUCAGCCCACGGAAAUGGAAAAAAGGUCGUCCUGUCUGUCGGUGGAUGGACCGGCUCGGCCCAUUUUAGCAGCAUCGUCGCCGAUAGUAGCCGGUCGCAGGUGUUCAUCGACAACCUUGUCGCUGCCAUCAACCAGUACCAGCUCGACGGUAUCGACCUCGACUGGGAGUACCCUGGUGUUCCCGGUGCCGGUGGUAACACGGUCUCGCCCGACGACAGCGCAAACUACAUCGUCUUCCUCCGUAAGCUUCGCCAGGCGGUUCCCCAGAACUCGCUCAUCACGGCUGCGACGCAGGUCUGGCCUUUUGCUGGACCCGACGGCCAGCCCAUGAGGGACGUGUCAGCCUUUGCCGAGGUGUUUGACUGGAUCCUGCUCAUGAACUACGACCUCUGGGGUGCGACCUCGAAGCCCGGCCCGAACGCCCCCCUCGCCGACGGGUGCAAGGACUCGGAGCAGCCCACUGCCAACGCGUACGCCGCCGUCGCGUCGUGGGUCGCCGCCGGUUUCCCCGCCAGCAAGAUUACCCUCGGUGUAGCGGCGUACGGCUACGUUCAGCGCUCGAGCGCCAGCAGCCUCAAGCAUCGCCGCGCCUACCCUCCUCCCACCAAGCGGCAAAGCGUGAGAGUGACCAACGGUGACGGUGGCACUGCCGACGGACAAGUCACCUUCCGCGGCCUGGUUCAACAGGGCGCUCUGACCCACGGCAACUUUGAGGGCGCGGGCGGCUUCACCCGACACUGGGACGAGUGUUCUUCGACUCCAUGGCUCAAGUCGUCGAGUGCCGGCCAGAUUGUCACUUACGAUGACCCUCAGAGUCUGAACAUGAAGGGCCAGUUUGCGGCGCAGGCCGGGAUCCGCGGGUGCAGCAUGUGGUCUGUGGAUGGCGACUUUAUCGACGGCUCGUGGCCGCUCACGGACGCCGUGCGCUCGGGCAUGGGCGUCUAG